CGAUGUCAAGUCGCAUAGCAGACUGCAGACAGGACGUGGGUAAACAUGGCUGCCGCGGUUCUGGGCACCGUCCUGAGAAAAUCUGCAGGAUUUCCUCUCGUGGGAAAAGGCUUGCUGAAAAAUGGAGCUGGCAUCUAUUUCGUCGACCGAAGGCAAGGUCAUCAAAGCCAAAUAGAUCAGGAAUACCUAAAGGCGUACCAUGGUCCGGUAUUGUACCCGGAUGAAUACACGUCGCAGUAUCCGACGACUUAUAAAACUGAACUCGAGCCACCUCGUGAACAUAAGGUUCAGAAUUCGUUUUUGAAUUUCGGGCCGCAGCAUCCGGCAGCUCACGGUGUGCUACGUCUGGUGCUCGAGCUUGACGCCGAAACUGUUAUAAGGUCAGAUCCUCACAUCGGACUGCUGCACCGUGGAACUGAGAAGUUGAUCGAAUAUAAAACCUACACCCAGGCUUUGCCUUAUUUCGAUCGUUUGGAUUACGUCUCGAUGAUGUGCAACGAACAGUGCUACUCAUUGGCAGUUGAGAAAUUGCUCAACAUCGACGUUCCAAUUCGCGCUAAGUACAUUCGUGUUCUUUUUGCUGAGAUCACCCGAAUUCUGAAUCACAUUAUGGGUAUUGGCACUCAUGCGUUGGAUAUCGGAGCCCUGACUCCAUUUUUCUGGCUAUUUGAGGAGCGUGAAAAACUCAUGGAAUUCUAUGAGCGUGUCAGUGGUGCCCGUAUGCAUGCGGCCUAUAUUCGACCAGGUGGAGUUGCAUUGGAUAUGCCAUUGGGUUUGAUGGACGACAUCUAUGAGUUUGCCAGUAAGUUUGCAGAAAGAUGUGAUGAAGUUGAAGAUCUCUUGACAGAGAACAGAAUCUGGAUAGCACGUACCACAGACGUAGGUGUAGUGUCUUAUGAAGAUGCACUGAAUUGUGGAUUCAGCGGUGUCAUGUUGCGUGGCUCUGGAAUAAAAUGGGAUCUACGAAAGGCGCAGCCAUAUGACGCUUAUCAUUUAGUUGACUUUGACGUCCCCAUUGGAGUAAAAGGAGAUUGUUACGAUAGAUAUCUCUGCCGUGUGGAAGAAAUGCGUCAGUCUCUGAGAAUCAUUCACCAGUGUCUAAAUCAGAUGCCUGAAGGUGAAAUCCGUACGGAUGAUGCAAAAAUCGCUCCACCACCCCGCUCGGAAAUGAAGUCCAGCAUGGAAGCACUCAUCCAUCAUUUCAAGCUCUUUAGUCAGGGCUACCAGGUACCGCCCGGUGCUACUUAUACGGCAAUUGAAGCACCAAAAGGAGAAUUUGGUGUAUAUCUUGUCAGCGAUGGCGGCAGCAAACCGUAUCGCUGUAAGAUCAAAGCCCCCGGUUUUGCUCACUUGGCCGCGCUAGAUAUGAUCGGAAAAAAACAUAUGUUGGCGGAUAUUGUGGCCAUCAUUGGUACACUGGAUGUAGUAUUUGGUGAAAUUGAUCGAUGAGUUGAUCGAAUUGGCAGUCGUAUAUAGACAUAUAGAAAUAUCGAAGCAGUGGCGAUGUAAUUUAUGAACUUGAAUGAAUUCAAGUAACGUGAAGAAUAAGUUGAGCGAAUCUCAAUAGUACGGUUUUUAUAAGUAUAUUUGAAAGGUUAAAGGGGUAUUAUUUCUCAUGCGGCUUCUCUCAAUGAUAAUACCUGAUAUUAGAUCUGGAUUUUUUCUCACAAGUAAUGAUGAAAUUUUAUAUUUUGAAUCAGAUCAGCUCGCGUACGCAAAUACUUGUUUAUUAACAAAUUAACUCGCUGUGAAAUAUUUAAAAGAAAUUAAAUAAAGAUUAUUGUUGCUGCAGAGUUUAGCACCUUUAAAUGCUCUUCUCAUCUUACGGUGUUGUUUCUAAACGAUUGAAUAAACAUGGUACCAGUGA
Molecule: messenger RNA, 1867 nt
Organism: Diprion similis
Lineage: Eukaryota; Metazoa; Arthropoda; Insecta; Hymenoptera; Diprionidae
Product: NADH-ubiquinone oxidoreductase 49 kDa subunit-like
Exons: 4
Coding region: 46-1449 (467 amino acids)
Biological process (GO): mitochondrial electron transport, NADH to ubiquinone
Molecular function (GO): NAD binding; quinone binding; NADH dehydrogenase (ubiquinone) activity
Source: RefSeq, a predicted model, not a curated record